AUGACUAAUAAAGGUGAAAAGACUGAAUUCGAAAAGAUGGUUUCAGGAGAAGAGUAUUGCGCUUGGGAUCCUGAUAUCUGCAGGAGAAGAAAUAAAGCUCAUUCUCUUUGCAAUAAAAUUAAUAAAUGCGAUGUAGAAGAUGAAGCAGAAAAAGUCAAGCUUGUAGCUGAGCUUUUUGAAAAUGAUGAUCCAACAUUGUAUGUCGAACAGCCAUUUCAUUGCGAUUACGGAACAAACAUCAAGGUUGGUAAAAAUGUUUAUUUUAAUUUCAAUGCAACCAUUCUGGAUGGAGGCUAUGUUACAAUAGGAAGCGAUACAAAGUUUGGUCCUAAUUGUAGCUUGUACACAGCUUGCCAUCCAACAGAACCAAACGCUAGAAGAGCCAAAGUUGAAUUUACAAAGCCAAUAACAAUCGGAGAAAACUGUUGGUUUGGUGGAAAUUGCACUGUUAUACCAGGUGUUACAAUUGGAAAUAAUGUUGUCAUUGGAGCAGGAUCUGUUGUUGUUUAUGACUUACCAGAUAAUGUUGUAGCUGUUGGGAACCCAUGUCAUGUUGUAAAAGAAGUUCCAAAAGCAAAUUAA
This is a messenger RNA of Trichomonas vaginalis G3, 582 nucleotides long. RefSeq names its product serine O-acetyltransferase protein. The transcript has a single exon. The record is from RefSeq and is a predicted model, not a curated record. Bases 1 to 582 code for a protein of 193 amino acids. Lineage: Eukaryota; Parabasalia; Trichomonadida; Trichomonadidae. Gene Ontology annotation, molecular function: galactoside O-acetyltransferase activity.